GUUGUUGCGCCCCCACUCAUUUAAAUACAAACUGCCAAUCAUUGGCUUUCCAUACAAAGUGCAUAGAUCGCAGACACCUUCGGUUAUAAUAUUUGACCAAUUUCGUUUUACAACAGAACAAAAUGAAAUCGUUAGAAAUUCCGUUGACUCUAUCAUUUCUUUUGUCAUCGAGCGUUUACGACCUGAAAGUUCAGACAAUGGAGAUGCAUCGUUUCCCCAUACCAUUGUCUCGUUUUUUUGUUUUUCUACGGUAUUUCAUACUCAAAAAAAAAAGAAGAAGGAUAAAACCAAAGAGUGGACCACAAAUACAGCAUUACAAUACGUUUGAAAACAAAGAAUCGUUUUUUCCUAUCAUACAUUUAAUCCACAAAUAAAUUACUUCGAUGAAACUUUGCCUUUAUAUCUACGUUUAUCGAUUAUUAUUCAACAAAAUGUCCUUGAUCCGUAUUCGAAGGGUGAAAAUUAAUUCAGCGAUUUCUGACUGGAACGCUAGAUGAUAAAAAUGGCAUUAACGCAUUGACAAGGACAAUCGGUAACCGGCUUGGAACAUCAGGCGUGUAAACAUGCAAGGGUUACCAGCAACUAGUGGCGUUUGUUGAAACCCAACCCCUCGGUGAACCCUCCUUUCCCUUCCAUUCACUCCCUUCCUGAAUAGACACAGCCACCCCCUCGAUCUCCACGUAUCCACCCCUCUCUCCUAGCCAUUUCUCUCACCCUUGCUCGUUCACCGUUCCCCUCUUCUCGCUAUCUGUCUCUUUCCCCCUUCGACACGCGCGGCUUUCUCUCGCGCGCGCGUUCUUCUGCCUCUGGAGCAACUCGCAGCAUCCAUCGGCCCGCUCCGGACUUCAGUCCAUGUCGAGAACGCGGCACCGCCGGGACCCCAAGGACCCUUCGAUAUUCACGAAUCCUUAGACCUUGCGAGCUAGUGGUAUCGAGACAAAGCUGUUCGUUCGAAAGCCACAGCCACGUUUCAAUCAAAUCGUCGACCGAUCGAGCGUAUUUUUCAAAUAAACCCGACACCGCACUCCUGUCAGUGGGAAACUGAUCUCGUUCCACUGGAGAACUGGUAUCCUCUAUGGUACCUGAAACCUGAGCCUUCUUCCUCCAUCGAGCAUAUUAUGCUACCAGCGAAACAAAGAAUCUCGACGACCUCUCAAUAAGCAUUCGUAAAGCGUCGAGAUCUGUUUACGUAUAAUACGUGGUGGACGUAUAAUACGAAAAAAACGGAGCGUCCGAUACUUUCGAAUUCAUUUGUCAUUUUGGCCAAGAACCCGUGUCCCGAAGGAUCAGCGAUCAGCUGUCCGAUUCUAACGGAUGCUUUAAGGGGUUGCCAGAGUAUAACAUUAGAUAGUCGAAUUUAAUGCGGAUAGAAGUAAACCGCCUAAAGCGUGAUCUUUGAGGAAGCGACAGUUGGAAGGGAAGAGGAGCCACGAGGGCCCGCGAGGAGACUGAAGAAGAGAGAUUUCCCGCAAGACUGCCGGGGGUUGUUGCCCAGCCCCGGAGAAGCGGACAUCAGGCCCGGAUGUUCGCAAGGACGAGACGCCGAAAGCGCUGCCAUGCUACAAGGGAAACUUUUCACGGCCGUCAACAAAUUCCUUACGACAUCCCCUUUGGUUAACAAAAUCAAGUUGCUGAUUACGAGACAGAGCAGCGGGACGGUAGCGAACAGCGAGGGACAAGAAGGAACGACGAGCAGCUGUUCGCCGAGGACGUCGGCGGCCACGAUAACGAUGACGAUGACGAGCACACCGACAACGUCGACGUCGACGUCGACGAUGACAGUCGCGUCAAUGGCGAUGCCAUUUGUGCCCGUGGAAUCAGAAGCAUCGAUAUCGUCCAGCGCGACAGACCAACGGCAGCAAUGUCGUUGGCAAUGGCAACAGGCCCCACAGCCCCAUUCGGCGACUUGCCCGAUCACGGCCACGUCGUCCUCCACAUAUUUGUCGGCCUCGUCGUCCACGGAGGCCACCAAGCUGUCAACGAACGUUCUCUUUUCCUUGCCCGCGUCUCCAAAGAGAUCAGCCCCUGAAUCGUCCAGCAAGACGCUUACUAUAUCGAAAUCUCAAAUGAAAGAGUUCAGGGAAGCUUUCAGACUAUUCGACAAGGACGGAGACGGAAGCAUCACCAAGGAGGAACUCGGCAGGGUGAUGCGCUCGCUCGGACAGUUCGCGAGGGCUGAAGAACUACGCACGAUGCUACAGGAAAUUGAUAUCGACGGUGUUCGACAAACACAAUCGGGGAUACAUCACCGCCUCCGACCUGAGAGCCGUGCUGCAGUGCCUCGGCGAAGAUUUGUCCGAAGAAGAGAUCGAAGAUAUGAUCAAGGAAGUGGACGUGGACGGAGACGGCCGGAUCGAUUUCUAUGAAUUCGCCCAUGCGCUCGGAGAGCCUGGGAUCGACGACGACGAGGAGGACGAGGAGGAGGAGGUGCUGUCCCCGGGCUACUAGGAUUUUAUCUAUUCUCGUGUCUGUAUUAGAUAGAACGAAUUAACAUCAAGCCAACAUCAACGGACAAUCGCGUUCGUCGCACAUUUUUUCCCCCUCUGACAUUCACCUCGUUGCAUGUAUCGCGAACAUCUCGUGUCGAAAUUUGGCCUGAUGUGCAUCGAAAGAAAACGAUAUGCUCGUAAUGUCCGAGCCUUCUGCUUGCGUCUGUUAAAUCUUCGAGCGAAGAAAAAUGUCGAGCGUAGAACGUAAGGAAAGUCGCAGAAAAUGUUUAAAUCGCCGCCGGCGCGGAAGAUAGUUGCGUUUCGGACCGACAGUGUGCGCCACUCUCUGACCAGAGUUCACGGCGCCACUUUGAACUUGGCUUAAUCGUAACGCUCGUUAUCUUCGGCCAAUGUCAGAGGACCUUUUCGACAAGCUCUAAUCUCUUCUACCACGAGAUUCGUAGAUACGUCUGGUGUGAUUUUACGUUACCCAAAUCCGAACAUUCUCAACGAUACACCGAUCGACUCUAUAUAUUCUUUUAUCGAUUCGCAGCAACGAGUAUCGAAUUAUUAUAGCAACACGCGAAGAAACGAUUUUCUUUUUCCCAUCCCAUCCUCUUUAAUUGCAACGGUACUGUCGAUCGUUAAAGAAAGAAAAUCUACGUUGAUACACCAUCAGACGUCAUAGUGCUGAUAUUUUUAAGCGUCCUCGUAGCAAGCGGAAUGAACGACGCAGUGUGUAACGUGAACGCGAGAGAACCGGCUCGCGUUUCGUGUAACAUAAGGUCCCAGCAAGCGACGCGUCGUCUAACUUCCUUCGUUAACUGCGCUACAGAGUCUACCGAUAAAUCUCUGCGAAUUGUGAUUCGCGCGAAGCAAGACACGAGAGGUUGGUGGGAGAGACGGAGACACGAUCGCUAAUUAAACGAUCUUGUUGAUUAAAGAACGCAAGAAUCGUGCUCCAUCUCUCAGAUAAACGACGAUUUUCUCGACUAAUUAAACUCUAUUCGAGUCUCUUGAUGUCUCGAUCGCCUGUGUCACUGUAAAACAAAGGCGAUUUCUUCUCAUAAGAUAUAUGGAUUUUUCGAUUUUACUCUCUCUCUCGUCUAAUCUAAGUGAUGCACCGUAUUCUUCACCUAAAAUAACGUAAAAAUUAAGAAGAUCCAGCACCGCAGUAAACUCGAUAUGUCCGACAUUGGGUUCUCCGUUACGAUGUCGCUAGAGAUCGAUCGACGACGUUUGAUCGCAACAGCUAUUAGUAUUGCGUUCCCGCCAUUUUGGCGAACACGCGACGAAACACGUGGACGAGACGAGAACUCGCGCUUGCACUUUUCGAAAACUCUCAAUGGCGCGGGUCUCGAACGAUACUCACGAUCCGAUUCGUUCGCAGAACGUAGAGAGCGAAUCGAGACCGCGAGGAGGAACGGUUGAAUUGUGAAUUUUAAAUCGAUCUUGAUCGCUUCGCUCUCCUUGAGCUUCGUACUGUGUACCUUAUUAACGAUAUCUCACUGUUACGCCAAAUAACAAGAGCCGCACGCUGUUUCAAAUAUUUUAAAGGGUCUAAUAAAUCUACUAAACAAA
Molecule: messenger RNA, 4010 nt
Organism: Bombus pyrosoma
Lineage: Eukaryota; Metazoa; Arthropoda; Insecta; Hymenoptera; Apidae
Product: calmodulin-like
Exons: 6
Coding region: 1557-2366 (269 amino acids)
Molecular function (GO): calcium ion binding; enzyme regulator activity
Source: RefSeq, a predicted model, not a curated record